This is a messenger RNA of Seminavis robusta, 3378 nucleotides long. Lineage: Eukaryota; Bacillariophyta; Bacillariophyceae; Naviculales; Naviculaceae. The record is from the annotation of a GenBank genome assembly.
AUGGCCACAAGCAGUGGUCGUCACAACAGUCGCCGCAGACAUUAUGAGGAAGAUGAUGACCAUCAUGUCAUGAUGGUAUCGGGUCACUCUGAACUAAGCAGUGUGUCCUUCUAUACUGAUGAUCACAUGAUGGAGGGAGAAAUACCCACCUUUUCUCCUUUUUUGGCGACUGGCACACCUUUGGAGGAGGAGGAGGACGAAGAAGAAGGCAAUGACAAGGCAGUAUUCCACGACGACGAUGAUAGGAACCAUCCUUUCGAUGGGGAUGAUGACAUGUACAGCUUUGAUGAUGACUGCUCUUCCAUGGAUAGUGCAGAACUGAGAGAGGCGGCUGUUCGUGCUGGAUUUUUGGCGGUGUUUUUGGGCUGGAUUCAAAAUGAUCUGCUCCAACUCAUGUUCAACUGCUUUGAUUUUAUACUCAGAUGUCUCAAGUGUGUCAAAGGAGGAGAUAAUGGAGACUCUCCCCAGGAAGAGAUUCUUGAUCUUGCUAUGGAUGCUGUUGACGUUAAUGAUGUGAUGAUGGCUGAUCCGUCUGCAAUAACAGCUACCUCUGGGCAUACUGCCGGAACUGCUUCGGGAACUGCAUCUGCCACUGCUACUACUACUACUACCACAACAACAAAUGCAGCUGCUGGUGCUACAGCAACAUCCACUACCACAGCCGCUCAACAAACCACUGCCUUUGUGGGCAUGCAAAUGGCCACCUCAGCGGCCCAAGGAGCUGCGGGGGCAACAGGAGCAGCAACUGCAUCGGCAACAGCCACAGCAGCAGCCACUACAACAAGUAUUCUGGGAACUGUCAGCAGUGCUGUUGUAUCUGCUGGUGCUGCCAGCCAAGUUGGUGUGGCAGUAGGCGUGGCAGCUGUAGCCAUUGUUUCAACAGGAGUUUCUGUUGUCAACAAUGCCAAUAAAGAAGUGGCCAAUGCCCGUCCCCUUGUUGUCUUGCCAAAUUGUUCUGGUGAUGCCAGAAUGUUUCGGACUGGUUUUGUGGAUCUACACAUUGAAGGUUUACCUCUUCCCGGCAAUUCAACAUUAUGGCAAGAUGUCAAGGAAGAAGUCGAGUUUCUGUUUCAAUCCAUAUACAAUAACUUGACUGGGAUGUGCCUGGAUCCUUUUGAUCGGGUUUUGUGGAAUGCCACCUUGGAGAAUUGGGACACAGUAGCCACAUUUGAAGAAUACACCAACAAGACAGCACCAGUGGAUGCUUCCAUCAAUGAAUUCAGCAACCGCAGCACACAUCCCACAACAACCAUCACCUACUGGAAAGCAGAAGUCUCCUGCACUGGGUGUCCAGAGUUUGAACCACUCUUUGAUCAUACAAUGAUGACCACAUCUGUCCAUAAAAGAAUACUCCAGCAUUCUCUUGAGGAGAGUACCAAGAAUACUCACAGAAAUUCAAUGGGGAAUCAAUCAAAGGCAUCCUUACACCCAGUGGGAGUGAACCUGGGCUAUGCGGAGUUCUUCCCUGUGUUUGCUGCAACCUUUGGUUUUCAUAUUGCAUCAAGUCUUCAAUCUUUCAUGCAUGAUUUAAACAGCACAGAUACAAACUCAAACGGCUGGCGGGACAAAAUUCGGGUGACACAGGCUGUAUCAAAAUCUCCAAUGCAAGCAUCUACAGAAACAAAUGGAACAACUGAAGAAUUUGUGACUGUUGCAACGCUCGAAGAACAUGACAUCCAAGAAUAUGGAGACUUUGUACAAGCAUCUGGGGGGAAAGUUAUUGCACCUUUCAUGGUAGAAGAGCUUGCUGCAAUUUCAGAUUGCCUUAGAACAAGCAGCAACAAUGAAUCUUCCAGUUUUUGUGCUAGAUUGGAUUCCAUUGACCAAGAAGAAACCAUGAGGUGUUUGGAUGGUGAUUCAUUGUCAUCGGCCGAGUGUUCACUGGUCUUGGAAGGCUUGAUCACCAACCCCAUAUAUCCAUCACAGUCAGAUUCAAGUGAGGCACCAGUAGGGGUACCUGCAUUUGAAGGAGGGACACAAGAACUGGAUUCUGUACGAGAGGCAGAAGUAGAACCUACAACCCAAACCCCACCAGCUCCCCUGAACAGCUCACCACAGCCAACAUCAACAUCAUUAGGGACCUCGGCUACCAGUGUGACACUUGUACCCCAACAAUCAGAUCAACCAUCUGACACUACAUUUGUGCCUUCACCUCCCCUCACAUUUGAGCCUUCACCUGUUCCAACAGCUGAACCGACCACUGACCAGCCCAAUCAGCCUUCUGAAACUGAUCCAACACCUGAGCCUACCCUUGACCCAUCCAUUGAGCCUACGCCUGACCCCACAUUUGAGCGGACACCUGACCAAACAGCUGGAGCUACAGUUGUCUCACCCGGGUCUCAGCAUAGUGACCAGCCACAAGAUCCAACAGUCAGUACCCCUACUACUUCUCCCCAAAUUGCCACUGUGUCACUUGUGCUGUCUCCUAAGCCAACUCCCGAACCUGUGGGUACAGCUUCAGCUUUUGCCAACGUAUCCAUUGUGCUAUCACCGCAGCCAUCAACCCCCCAACCUGUUGAAGCAGUAUCAAUUGCAAAUGUCUCUAUUGUGCUAUCACCCCAGCCAACAGAGAUAAUAGAAGCCCCUACAACUCAGCCACCCACUCUUACCCCAACUAAUCAACCACCCACUCAACUUCCUACAACUCUACCACAAACUCUGCCACCCACAACUCUUCCACCAACAAAAGAGGAGUGCAGUUUGCCUUUCACAACCUAUGAUGAAGUCUAUUAUUUAUCUUUUGAAGGAGACCCCAGCGUGAUGCAGGAUGACCAAGUGACCUCAGCUUUUGAGACGGCCUAUAAAAACUUAGAUCCAGCUGUCUGUGACCCACAAAUCUUGGAUGUGACAGUAGAAGAAUGGUACACCAGGCGGCGACUGCAACAAAUUAAUCCACAGAUUGGGCUGCGCAUUCAAACUGAACAGACAGCCCCAGGUCUGCCACUUCCAGCAGGAGCAGAUUCAAUUGUAUUUUUGAACAGUAUUAAUGGAGUGUUCCAAGGUACUGGUGUGGUUGCCGUUGGUUUCAGCAAAACACUCAUUACCCGAAACCCAACGAAUGCCCCGAGUAAGGUUCCUUCUCAACACCCAUCCAGCAGCCCCAGUGAAUCUCCUUCCCAACAUCCUUCCAGUAAUCCUUCCAACUACCCUUCUGAUGGAUCAACAUCUCCCAGAUCAUCAAUCCCCUCAUCAAUCCCCACUGCCGCACCAGGAUAUCCCACUGCAGGUCCAGUAACUGAAAAUCCAUCACAAAUUCCUUCCUUGCAGCCUUCUAGCAAUCCCUCUUUGGUUCCAUCCUCUCUGCCAUCGGCCAACAGGGACACCAGGAGAUCCCACUGCCAAUCCAAUAACUGCAAACCCCUCCAGAAUUCCAUCUAA